AUGUAUACCCGACCCCACCCGGAGGAGCUUCCGUCGCCUUCCAAAAAGUCAGGCGACACCAUCUCGCUCUUCAUCCAACGACUACAUGAAUCCAUUCGCAUCAUCAUGAAGUUCUUCGAGAAUGUUUUCACCUAUGACUACUCCUUCCCUGCCGUCUCCCUAGCCUACUUUCUCCGCUACCCCAACCCUUACUCUCGCCAUGUCCUCACCACCGAUGUCAUCGAUCGCUACGUCGACCACAGCACCCAGCGCCUUCACACCAUUCGAUUGCAUUUAAAGAAAUCCAAGGUGCCUUCGGGCAUCCUGAAAUUGCUUCCGAAAGGAAUGGGUGGCUCGGAUAGUUCCGGCCAAAGCUACAUUCUCGAGAAGACUGUGGUCGAUCCCCAGGAGGGCUGGAUGGAAACCGAGUCCCGCAAUAUGGAAUGGACUGGAAUCCUGAGCGUGGUGGAAAAGCAACACUAUCAGCGGCACCUCGCUGAAGAGGAUCGCCUUGCCCUGGAUGGGCUCUCCAGCGAUCAGCGCAGCGAGCAGACCACUGUCCGAACCACCGUAACCUUUCGUUCGCGACUCGGGCAGGGCAAGCUGCUGGGCAGGAAGAAAACCGAUCCAACCGGAGAUCAUGCCGUCGAGGCUGAAGAAGAGCCACCCCGAAAAGGGUUGUUUUCUUCUCUGUCUACUGCCGGCAUUCAGCGGACCAUUGAGCUGAUCGGAGUGAGCCGGACCCGAGAUGCGGUGAUGAAGAGCAAGCAAGGAAUGAAUGUGGUCUUGGAACGCUUGCGCAAUGGAGGUAUCGUCGGCGUUCUCGAGGGGAUGCGGCGAGACCGGGACGCAGCGUUUGGCACGGAGGGCCCGUGGAAGCGCGUUUGGUUGCAUGGAAACGGCAUGAAGGAAACUGCCUACAUCGAUGACAACAACCGAAAAUAA
This is a messenger RNA of Penicillium alfredii, 924 nucleotides long. RefSeq names its product MSF1 domain protein. Gene Ontology annotation, molecular function: phosphatidic acid transfer activity. Lineage: Eukaryota; Fungi; Ascomycota; Eurotiomycetes; Eurotiales; Aspergillaceae. Gene Ontology annotation, biological process: phospholipid transport. The transcript has a single exon. Gene Ontology annotation, cellular component: mitochondrial intermembrane space. The record is from RefSeq and is a predicted model, not a curated record. Bases 1 to 924 code for a protein of 307 amino acids.